Messenger RNA from Chinchilla lanigera (long-tailed chinchilla), 1308 nucleotides. Its product is annotated as olfactory receptor 14K1-like. NCBI's taxonomy places the organism in Eukaryota, Metazoa, Chordata, Mammalia, Rodentia, Chinchillidae. The record is from RefSeq and is a predicted model, not a curated record. Gene Ontology annotation, molecular function: olfactory receptor activity; G protein-coupled receptor activity. Gene Ontology annotation, cellular component: membrane. Gene Ontology annotation, biological process: G protein-coupled receptor signaling pathway.
AUGCACAAUAUUGGCAGAACGGACAACUACACCAUAGCCGGAGAACUCCUUCUGAUGGACAGUUCAAAUUCUAGAGAGCUCCAGUACUGCAAGGCCUGCUUUUUUAAAGCAGGUAGCAACUCCAUUUCACUCAAAGAAUGCACUGCUCUAGGUUUUCUGUGUAUUUUCUUUGCAUUUGCGGAGCUUGCCCUCCUGGUGGUCAUGUCUUAUGACCGCUACGUGGCCAUUUGCCACCCUCUGUACUGUUGGCUCGUCUUCACCCGGAGUCUGUGCACACAGGCCGUGGAAGCUCCUGGGCCAGAGGCCUGGUUUGACAUCAUGGUCCCCAGGGGUAUCCCUCUUUCUACUAAGCCCUUAAGUUUAUCUUUCUUUAAAGAUGAUGAAGUAGUACUCAAUUGUACACUUCUGAAGGGAUUCUUGCUCCUGAGACUGACAGACAACAGGGCAUGGCUGGGGCCACAGGCCACCCUCUUCUCCCUGGUCUACCUGGUGGCCACACUGAAGAAUCUGACCAUCAUCCUUCUUAUCAUUCUUGAUCACCACCUCCACACCCCGACCUACUACUUCCUCAGGCAUUUGCCCUGCUUGGACCUGAGUCUCAUCUCCACUAUAGUUCCAAAAUCCAUUCUCAAGUCCAUCACCCUCAGUGACCACAUCUCUUUGUUGGGGUACUUCUAUCAGCUCUUCUUGGUGGUCCUGUUAGCAGGGUUAGAAGUGGGAAUCCUGACCACCAUGUCUUAUGAUCACUAUGUCGCCAUCUGCCACCCUCUGCACUACAAGGCUGUCAUGAGCAAAGGGUGUUGUGUCCAGUUGGUGACUGUGUCCUGGCUCAGUGGAGUGGCCUUUGGAAUCUUCAACUCAGUUGGGACAUUCUCCCUGGGGUUCUGUGGCUCCAACAGGAUCCACCAGUUUUUCUGUGAUGUCCCUUCUCUACUAAAUGUUGGUUGUUCUGAGGAUCAUGCCAUGAUGAAUGUCAAUGUGGCCCUGUUUGCAUGUUUGAUUUGCAUCAUGGUCUCCUAUGUAUGUAUUUUCUCUGCCAUGCUGAAGAGCUCAUCCAGGCAGAGCUGGUCCAAAGCCUUCUCUACCUUCAUGUCCCACCUCGUGUUUGUGGUUACUGUUCUCCUAAUUGGUGCUGUUGCUUAUCUGAAGCCAUCCAGUGCUUCUCCUAUUCUAGACUUGCUGUACUCUGUGUUCUACUUGGUACCCCCAACCUUGAACCUUGUUAUCUACUGUCUCAGAAACAGUGACAUUAAGUCAGCUCUAAGUAAAGCCCUGAACAAUGUGAGAAGCAGACUAACACAGAGAUGA